CGUAAGAGAUAAAGAAAAUCACGGUUUCCAGGCUUUUUGAUCUGAUCCAUAUCGAUGGCUUCGAAGAAGGUGACUCUAAAGAGCUCGGACGGCGAGGAGUUCGUGAUCGAUGAGGCGGUGGCCCUCAAAUCGCAGACGAUCAAGCACAUGAUCGAUGACGACUGCACGGACAAUGGCAUCCCCCUCCCCAACGUAACCAGCAAGAUCCUCUCCAAGGUGAUCGAGUACUGCAAGAAGCACGUCGAGGUGGCUGCCAGUAAGAACCCCGAUUUUCGCUCCAACGAAGACGAUGUCAAGGCAUGGGAUGCGGAUUUUGUCAAGGUCGAUCAGGCGACCCUCUUCGAUCUUAUCUUGGCAGCAAACUAUCUGAACACAAAGAGCUUGCUGGACCUGACUUGCCAAACAGUGGCUGAUAUGAUAAAGGGAAAGACUCCUGAAGAGAUCCGUCAGACAUUCAACAUCAAGAAUGAUUUCACCCAUGAGGAAGAGGAAGAGAUCCGACAGGAGAACCAAUGGGCUUUUGAGUAAAUGAAACCUCUGAUCACCACCGCUUAUCAUGUGUUGUUGAUCAUACAUAUACAUGACGGAGGUGUUGGUGGUGGUGGUGGUUAAGUAUAGAGUCAUUAAAUUACUAGGGUUGGCGUCUUAGUAGUUUUUAUGUGUAUAGAGUGGUUAGUUGCAGGCAAACUGUAUAUUCGCUUCCAACCUCAGAUUUGCUUUCUUUCCUUUUUAAUCCUUUGCAUUCUA
This is a messenger RNA of Magnolia sinica, 747 nucleotides long. Its product is annotated as SKP1-like protein 1A. The record is from RefSeq and is a predicted model, not a curated record. Lineage: Eukaryota; Viridiplantae; Streptophyta; Magnoliopsida; Magnoliales; Magnoliaceae. The transcript has a single exon. Gene Ontology annotation, biological process: SCF-dependent proteasomal ubiquitin-dependent protein catabolic process. Bases 55 to 528 code for a protein of 157 amino acids. Gene Ontology annotation, molecular function: cullin family protein binding. Gene Ontology annotation, cellular component: nucleus; cytoplasm.